AUGGGCCGCAGCGCAUUACACCUGGCCAUCGACAGCGAGAAGUUGGACGUAAUCGAGAUCCUGCUAGACAAUGUCAACUUCAAUUGCAUUGAGGAAUCCCUGCUGCAUGCUAUCAGCAAGGGAGGGACGAAAAUUGUCAAGAUCAUCAUUGAACACCCGACUUUCAUGGCUGGGGAGAACAAGCUGCGCAAGAUGGACGGCGGCGAGGCCUUUUUCAGAACAGAGGAAAAAAGCCAAUUCCCGCCGGACAUAACUCCUCUCAUCUUGGCAGCGCACUACAACAAUCACGAAAUCAUCCAAAUGUUUCUGUCACGGAAUCACACCAUCGAAAAGCCGCACCCAAUUUCAUGCAAGUGUACCGGAUGUGUCACCAAGCAGAACUACGAUUCGCUGAAGCGAUCGCGUUCCCGCCUGAACGCUUACCGGGCCCUCGCCAGCCCAGCCUACAUGGCACUUUCCAGUCCAGACCCCAUCAUGACGACAUUUGAACUGAGACAAGAAAUGCAAAAACUUGCAGAAGUCGAAAAAGAGUUCAAGAAUGAGUAUUUGGGUUUGGUCGAGCAGUGUAUGGAUUUUGCCUGUGAGUUAAUGGAUUUAUGCCGUGGCACCCAAGAGGUGGAAGCAGUGCUGAGUGGCGGCUGGGGUGACUCCAGUUUCAGGGACCCUUUAGCAAGGCUCAAGAUGGCGCUGAGAUAUGAAGAGAAAAAGUUUGUAGCACAUCCCAACUGCCAACAACACAUGACGAGUAUUUGGUAUGGAUCGGAAAUGGGAUUCCUUCAGUCCUUAAAUUGGUGGCGGAAGCUUCUCUUUGGCAUUAUAUAUAUUCCUUUUGUGCCAUUCUUUUGUGCAGCUUAUAUUAUAGCCCCAAACAGUAAGGCGAGUGCCGUCAUGAGAUGUCCGGUGAUCAAAUUUGUUACGCACACGGCCUCUCAUAUAUGUUUUUUAAUUCUGUUAGCUGCCGCAACUUUCCGACUCACCGAAAAUGCUAUCCACAUUAGUUCAACAGAUGAACUGAACUCGGCCCAACAUAAGAACAUGCCCCCCGACGAGCGUACGCACAGUCUACUUAAAGAGACCCUACGACCGGCAAACACUCUGCUUACCCAUGUGCAGAUUUGUAUCGUGUUUUGGAUAUUAGGUGGGUAA
Molecule: messenger RNA, 1146 nt
Organism: Acanthosepion pharaonis
Lineage: Eukaryota; Metazoa; Mollusca; Cephalopoda; Sepiida; Sepiidae
Source: the annotation of a GenBank genome assembly